GCCGGAUAAAAGAAUUACGCAUUGGUGAUUGAAUUGGAUUUUAGCGAGGCAAAUUUCUCUCUCAUCACAAACGAAAAAGGCAGACCUUUCUCAUCAAUCCCCGAACCAAAAAUCAUCCAACGUUGUUGGACCGCACUUCAAAAAGGCAAUUCUAGUGCACCGUUCCCUGCAGAUCCAUCCUUCGGCAUCUCGCCUGGAGUAACCUCUCCGGCCGAGUGAGACGGUACCACAAGCGGCAACGCCGCCAAGCUGUGUGCCAGCUUGGUACUACACAUCGCUGCCGUUGGUUGGCUUUGAUCCAUUGGCGCCGACGGACCUGGUUCGAGGUCUCGAACUGCAGAGGAGUGGGGAGCCUGAAGAUUCCCAUGGUGGAAUACCAAGUUCCCAUCCCCCCUUUGCCAAUCCGUUCUCCUUCGAGCCCCGCCCCCGCCGCUGUCGUACCGUGAUCGCCGCGCGCCCAGUCAACACGGUUGACGGGCCUGGACCACCGGUGGAGGUCGCUCUGCCAUUGAAGUACGCCCACUGCUGUGCUUGUGUAAAGCUUGGAAGCUUCCAUUUCUUUGCAGCCCACAUGAACUGUUCCACGACAUCUCUCCCGCACAUGAGGGGAAGCUGCUUCCAUCUUGCGUUUGUCGAUUGUCGUGUCUCGUCUUCUGGUCUUAUCGUUUUGCUGUCUCAACAAUGGGUAUCACUAGAUUAGAAGAAACACUUGUUCUUGGCCCCUUACUGCGACGUCCUCUUGCAGCUACUGCUGCUGCGGCUGCUUUUGCUGCUGUUGCUACUGCCUCGGCGCCUUCUUUGCCAUCAUCAUGCCCCAUGGAUCCUCUUUGCCCGGCGGUCUCUUCACUCACCUUUGGAGUGCCCAUGGGCCUUGGUCCAGACAUCACUGCGCUGCAGGUGAACAUCGAUCCAGCACAGUCGCACGUGCUGCUGGACAAUUCCCUAUUUCUUGCGCUCGACGAAGCCAUGGCCAUGAGUUUGGAUCCGAGCGGCCCGUUGCCAAAGUCCUUUGCCACGGCGUCAGCUCAACCAUCCUCGACAUCUUACUCGCCACCCGAUUCCACGGCCGCCAAUCCGGAGAACACGGCCAACCCGGCCCGGGAAGGCGUCGGCGCCGGCAGUGCCAGCAACCCGGGCACACUCACCGACUUCACCAAGCGGCGUAAUUGGCCGGCCAAGGUGGUCGAGGAACUGCAGGAUGUGCUGCACAUCUUGGACGCCAAUGGGAGGAUCAAACACGUCUCGCCGAGUGCCGAGCGCCUGACGGGCUACAGGCCUGCCGAGCUCCGUGGCAUUUUCAUGCAGAAGCUGCUGCAUCCGGACGAUGUCGGCGUCUUCACCGCGGAGCUGAAUGAGUCGAUCGCCUCGGGAACGCCGCUGCGCAUCUUCUACAGGCUCCGGAAGAAGGACGGGACCUAUGCCGUCUUCGAAGCGGUUGGCCACGGCCACAUCGCCGCUGCCAAGUUUGCGCCCAACCCGGAGAACCCGACGCCCUUUUGCCAGGCCGUCUUUAUGAUGGCCAGGCCGUAUCCCACCAAGAAUGCGGCGCUGCUCGAUUCGUUCCUCGAGCACAAGAUGGAGAAUGAGCGGCUCAAGCGCAAGAUUGCCGAGCUCCGGAGGGAAGAGCAAGAGGAGGCCGAGGAAUCUGAGAGGGCAUGGUUUCAGAGCCAGGAGGCCACGCCGUCUGACGGCGGCGGCAUGCCCCUGGGAGCAAUGCCAUUACAACCGGGUAUGGAAUUUUCCGGUCUGCCGCAGGAGCGGCGUAUGUCCGUAGAUAGCGGGACGGCCGAGCGUACUACCGUUCCAGGCACCCGUCGCCCCUCGGCAACCGCCAGCCGCGCCGACACGAUCGAGAUGCUCACAGGGCUCCGGUACCAAGAAGGGGAGAGGAGCCGCGGUAUCUCGACGGGCAAUCCUAACCCGUCCCUGAUUACGGGGGAGGCCGGCAUCGCCACUUCCGAGGAGGGGGACCAGCGGGCAGGGGAGAAGAAGAAGAAGCUCAAAUUGGCGGAGGAAUACGUGUGCACGGAUUGCGGGACAUUGGAGUCUCCCGAAUGGCGAAAGGGUCCCAGUGGGCCGAAGACGCUUUGCAAUGCCUGCGGGCUACGGUGGGCGAAGAAGGAGAAGAAGAAGAGCGGACACACCGGCACUGCUGGGGCCACCGAGCAUCAUGCCCACGAGACUGAGACUGCGGGUUAGCGGCAUUCGCC
Thermothielavioides terrestris NRRL 8126 is the source of this 2210-nucleotide messenger RNA. RefSeq lists its product as uncharacterized. The coding region runs from base 817 to 2199 and encodes 460 amino acids. The record is from RefSeq and is a predicted model, not a curated record. Gene Ontology annotation, molecular function: sequence-specific DNA binding; zinc ion binding; protein binding. Lineage: Eukaryota; Fungi; Ascomycota; Sordariomycetes; Sordariales; Chaetomiaceae. Gene Ontology annotation, biological process: regulation of DNA-templated transcription. The transcript has 3 exons.